UUCUAUUAAACAAUCAAAAAUCAAAUUAUUUCAAAUAUAAGAAACUUUUAAGUAUUGUAAACAUCUAAAAGCAAUUAGCAGAGAUUACUUAGAUUACUAACUUUAGCGAAUUUCUUAGUUUAAUAUAACUCUUAGCAAUAAAAAUAAAUGUCUGUGUCAACAUAUAAUUCUCCCUAGAAGUAAAAUUUAAGACAUGAUAUGUCUCUUCCGCAAUAAAGUAAUAAAGAGAAGCAUUAGGAAGUUGUUUAUAAUGAAAGCAAAACUAACAUCAAUUUCUACUAGAAUUAGCUAGCAAAUGGCUACAUGUUUUAGCCUAAUCGAUAUCAGUCUUUCAAAAACAUUAAUAGUGACAAACAAAAAAAAUAAACAAAUCCUUUAAAUGAUUUGCAAUAGAUAAAACUUUAUAAAGAAAGUUAAAUUUUUUAUAAGAAUGAAUUAAAUUAAGAUAAAAGUAGUAUUUAUCCCUAACAAAAUUUCCGUGUUAGGAGCAAUCCUGUAAGCAAAGUCGAAUCAAGUUCUAAGUAGGAUGCACGGGAAAAUUAGAUUAAUAAAAACGACUUUCAAUAAACAAAUAAUGCAGAAUUUUCUAUUUAACAUCAAAAUGUUGAUACGAGUAAAAGUGCUAUUGAAUCUCUAACUCCAAAAUAUUAAUCAGAUAGAUAUUUAAACAGAAAAUCUCACGUAAAUACACCAUAAAGUCCAAAUACUAGUUAAUUACAGAUAAUUUAAAAUACUUCUUACAAAAAUGGCAUGAAAUUUGUAAAGGAGAAUAACCCACUGCAGUUUUUAACUAUGGCUGAAAAAGAGGACAAUAUCUAAAAAUAGAAGAAAUCUUCUAUACAGUAAAAAAUUUCUAACAAAAACCCCAGAGCUAUUCUCUAUCCAUUAAUAAAUACUUCUUCAUUUAUAAAACCUGAAUAUUAAAAUGUUAUUCGUUUAGAAAAAGACCAAAUUAGUAUUGCUUAAAAUAAUAAUUUUACUCAACAAUCUUCUUACAAAUUUAUUAUCGGAAAUGGCAACAAUUCUUAGCUUGUUAGAGAAAUUUUACAAAAAAAGGGAGGCUGGGAAGAAACUUAGUCCCAUAAUCUUUAUUUUCAUUUUAAUUGGUAACCUAUAAGCUAAGGGAUACAUUUUGAAAGAAUAAAAAGCACAAAUUUGCAUAGAUAUGUUGUAAACCAUUUUGAGUAACAUAAAGAAAUAUCAUCGAAAAUUAAAUUAAUUAAGAAUUUAGAAAAUCAUUGUAGAAUACAAUAAAUAUAUUUAUUUGAUAUAACUCCAAUUUCUUAUUGUAUUGAUUAUGAGCUUGAUAAUUAUGAGCAGGAAUUUGAGGAUUUUUUAAGUUUUUUUAUGAGUAAAUCUCAUAACCCUUCCAUGGACUACAUGUCAGUUGAACUUUUAAGAAGAAAAAAUUACUAUAAAAACUCAACAUACCCAGAUAAGUAAAUUAUUGGGGCUUCUUUCAAGUCAAGGCAAAGUGCUUAUUAGGGAUACUCAUAACCUAGAAGUCACUUUACUAUGUUUAAAGGACAUAAUAUUUGGAUGAUUAAGCCUGCUGAGUUUAACAGAGGUAGAGGAAUUAGAAUAUUUACAUCUAUCCAAUAGCUAAAUAAAAUUCUUUCUGAAUAUUAGGAAGACAAUGCGAAAGAAAUCGCUCGCUAUUAAAAUUAAAUUUAAGGUUUUAGCAGUCGCUACAAUGCUUUUAGUUAAGAUAAAAAGAGGUCCAAUUCAAGCUAUAGCUCUACAAAAAGAUAUGGAAAACCAAAGAUAUCGCAGAGAUACGUCAUAUAAAAAUAUAUUGAAGCACCACUUCUAAUUGAUGAAAGAAAAUUUGAUAUUAGAAUGUGGGUUUUAAUCUCUUUUGACAAUAAAUCCUAUGUCUUUAAAGAGGGAUACAUUAGAACAGCAUGCGUAAGUUAUGACACAAGCGAAUAAUCGUUAAGCAAUAAUAUAGUUCAUUUAACAAAUAAUGCAAUAUAGAAGUAUGCCAAAAACUAUGGGGAACACGAGCAAGGAAAUUAGCUCUCAUUUAAAAAUUUUGAAGAAUAUUUAACUAAAAAACGGAUUAAUUGCAAUUUUAAUGCAAAAAUAUUGCCAAAAAUAAAAGAUGUAAUGUCUCUAACAAUAGACUCAGUUAAAAGCAAGUUAAACCCCUAGGAGAGAAAAUUUUGUUUUGAAAUUUUCGGUUAUGACUUUAUAAUUGAUAAUAACUUCAAUCCUUGGCUGAUAGAAGUGAAUACUAAUCCCUGUAUCGAAUAAUCAAGUGAUAUGCUUUCUAUCCUACUAAAAAGAAUGCUGGAUGAUGCAUUUAAAUUAACACUUGAUUAAUUAUUUAAUCCCACUGCUAAGUAAGAAGAGUCAUAAUAUCCUGUAGAGGGUUAUAGUAACAAAGAGAAUAUGUGGGAGUAGCUCAUUUCAGGGACAUACCAAAAUCUUCGCGGAUGCCAAAGUUCUUUAAUAAAAAAAAAAUGA
This is a messenger RNA of Tetrahymena thermophila SB210, 2469 nucleotides long. Its product is annotated as tubulin-tyrosine ligase family protein. The record is from RefSeq and is a predicted model, not a curated record. The transcript is spliced from 10 exons. Gene Ontology annotation, biological process: protein modification process. Lineage: Eukaryota; Ciliophora; Oligohymenophorea; Hymenostomatida; Tetrahymenidae.